Molecule: messenger RNA, 933 nt
Organism: Diceros bicornis minor
Lineage: Eukaryota; Metazoa; Chordata; Mammalia; Perissodactyla; Rhinocerotidae
Product: olfactory receptor 8B3-like
Exons: 1
Coding region: 1-933 (310 amino acids)
Biological process (GO): G protein-coupled receptor signaling pathway; sensory perception of smell
Cellular component (GO): membrane
Molecular function (GO): odorant binding; G protein-coupled receptor activity; olfactory receptor activity
Source: RefSeq, a predicted model, not a curated record
AUGGCUCCUGCAAAUGGCUCUUUUGUGACUCAAUUCAUCUUGGUGGGAUUAACAGAGCGACCAGAUCUCCAACUCCCAAUGUUCUUCCUGUUUCUACUUAUGUAUAUGGUCACUGUGUUGGGAAAUAUGGGUUUGAUGACUCUAAUUGGGCUGAAUUCACACCUACACACCCCCAUGUACUUUUUCCUCUUUAAUUUGUCCUUCAUAGAUCUCUGUUAUUCUUCUGUCUUUACACCGAAAGUGUUGACUAACUUCAUAUCAAAGAAGAAUAUUAUCUCCUAUAUGGGAUGCAUGACCCAGCUCUACUUUUUGUGUUUCUUUGCCAUUUCUGAAUGCUAUGUGCUGACAUCAAUGGCCUAUGAGUGCUAUGUGGCCAUCUGUAAACCACUUUUGUAUAAUGCUGCCAUAUCCCCUAAAGUGUGUUCCAGCCUCAUGCUUGUUUCAUACUUGAUGGCAUUUUCUGGUGCCAUGGCCCACACUGGAUGCAUGCUGAGACUGACCUUCUGUGAUGCAAACUCCAUCAACCAUUAUUUUUGUGAUAUCUUCCCUUUGCUCCAGCUCUCCUGUACGAGCACCUACAUCAAUGAUCUGGAAGUUUUCAUUGUGGUGGGCAUCAACAUCAUUGUGCCCAGUGUCACCAUCUUUGUCUCUUAUGGUUUCAUCCUCUCCAGCAUCCUCCACAUCAACUCCGCAGAAGGCAGGUCCAAAGCCUUUGGUACCUGUAGUUCCCACAUAAUUGCUGUUUCUCUGUUCUUUGGAUCAGGUGCAUUUAUGUAUCUCAAACCAUCUUCUGCUGUGUCUAUGGAUGAGGGAAAAAUCUCUUCUGUCUUUUAUACCAAUACGGUUCCCUUGAUGAAUCCCUUAAUUUAUAGUUUGAGGAACAAAGAUGUUAAACUUGCUCUGAGAAGAACUCUCGGCGUGAGAAAGUUUUGA